CUUGCCUGGAGCUCCAGGGCGACCUGACAGCACUGUUGAAGGAACUAACGAAGUCCACUGCGCUGCUGCACCUCAGCGUCAAGCCUUCCGCCUUCCGCUCUCCAUCUUCCACGGCAGUUUGUUGAAGGAAUACAAACCAAACCAAAACAACAUCACCACGACGACGCAAAAGACAAGCACUAGGUUGGCGCUUGCGAACGACAGACCAAGAACUAGACAAUUUCCAACAAGUCAUCGUCAUAUCGAAUUAAACCAUGGCGAGAAGAUACGAUUCCCGAACAACCAUCUUCUCCCCCGAAGGUCGUCUGUACCAGGUCGAAUAUGCUCUUGAAGCCAUUUCCCAUGCCGGUACCGCCAUCGGUAUCCUCGCCAAGGAUGGCAUCGUCCUAGCUGCUGAGCGCAAGGUCACCUCCAAGCUCCUCGAGCAAGACACAUCGGCCGAGAAGCUCUACAUUCUCAACGACAACAUGAUCUGCGCCGUCGCCGGCAUGACAGCCGAUGCCAACAUCCUCAUCAACUACGCCCGACAAGCCGCCCAACGCUAUCUUUUGACCUAUAACGAGGACAUCCCCUGCGAGCAGCUAGUGCGCCGUCUCUGCGAUCUCAAGCAAGGCUACACACAACACGGUGGUCUCCGUCCCUUUGGUGUUUCCUUCAUCUACGCCGGCUGGGAUCCCCAGCGCCAGUUCCAGCUCUACCUCAGCAACCCCUCGGGUAAUUACGGCGGCUGGAAGGCGACCAGUGCGGGCGCCAACAAUGCGAGCGCCCAGAGCUUGCUGAAGCAGGAUUACAAGGAGGACUGCACGCUCAAGGAGGCGUGCGCCAUGGCCGUCAAGGUGUUGAGCAAGACCAUGGACUCGACCAAGCUGAGCCCGGAGAAGAUCGAGUUUGCGACGGUUGGCCAGACCAAGGACGGUAAGAUCUACCACAGGCUAUGGAGCGCGGACGAGAUCACGGCACUAUUGAAGGAACACGACUUGGCGAAGGACGACAACACGGAAGACAAGUAAGAUGGAUGAAUGUCACGCAUAGUUCUGGAUGUGGAACAGAGCGGAAAGCCGGCCUGCGUUUAGUCUAGAGAGCGCUUUCUGUACUAAUACAAGGAAUGACCAUGGUACGCCAAAUGAUGAAAUGGAUAUACAAACAUGGGUCUCCAACUCCCAGCUAUAUGCUCUUUGACGUUCCCCGUGCUCGAAAGUUGCCAUAUCUGAAGAAGGCG
Molecule: messenger RNA, 1219 nt
Organism: Neurospora tetrasperma FGSC 2508
Lineage: Eukaryota; Fungi; Ascomycota; Sordariomycetes; Sordariales; Sordariaceae
Product: proteasome component Y13
Exons: 4
Coding region: 255-1010 (251 amino acids)
Biological process (GO): ubiquitin-dependent protein catabolic process
Cellular component (GO): nucleus; proteasome core complex; proteasome core complex, alpha-subunit complex
Source: RefSeq, a predicted model, not a curated record